GCAAGAUCAUCGCCAAUAUUCGCGGAACCGUGAGCGAGAUAGCGUAUACUGGUGCGGUUUGUAUGUGCAGCAGCAGCUUUCAUCGAUUGCCGUGAAACACAACGGAGAAAACUGAUUACUUGUCAUCAUCAGUGUCCACUUGAGGAGAAGUUACAUUCGAUUCCUCUCAGGGACUAAAUGUAACGGAUUAGGUGACUAAGUGAAAGUGUCAAGAAAUUAUCCGGUCGCUGGUCGAAGCUUGAAUCCCAUUGCUAUCCCGUCGUCGUCUUCAAACUUCUCGCCAGCCUAACUACUAUUUUCACCCUCUUUCAUAUCAGCGCAAGAAGGAAGAAUGUCUUUCGCGGAGCGAUUGGCCGGAUUGAUGGCUCGGCCCGGCCAGGAUAAUGUGCCCCGAGAUGAUGUACCAUGGCAUCUGAAAUACGGCGGACGAGCCGUGGGAAUAGUGGGAGGAUUCUUUGCCGUUCUCUUCGGACUAUACAACUGUCUUGGAAUCCUGCUCGGUAGCAUUAGCUGCCUAGUAGGUGGAAUUCUCGAGAUUCUGGCCGGUUUCGUGGUAUUAGCAAUAGAAGCGCCAUGUUGCUUCAUGUUUGUGGACUUCGUCCAACAAGUGGCAGAGAAGGCCGAUGAACGGCCGUAUUGGUAUCGGGCUGCCUUCUAUUGCGUCAUCGCGAUUCCACCCGUGAUUCUGUGCUUUGGAUUGGGCAGUUUGUUUGGCUGUGGUCUCAUCUUCUGCACAGGAAUGAUCUAUGGAAUGAUGGCCCUCGGUAAAAAAGCGUCAUUCGCGGAAAUGCGAGCGGCGGCGGCAGCGGCAACAGCGGCCUCGUCCACUGAACAGGGUCGAAGUGGGGGCAGCGGUUUGGCCCCGUCUCAAGGUGGCAGCGCACCUAACAGCAAGCAGAGCACGACCCUGGUGAACAACGUGCAGCCGAUCGCGUACAGCAUGCCACCACCGUACGAUAGUGUAGCCUAAGACGAAAGAUUUCACCAGAAUAUCUAGGAUAUAUGCCCAGAACAACGCUCCCCCCAUCCGCGUCCUUCCUCCCAGCAUAAUUUUUAGUGCUCUAGCAAGUAACGAAUAUCAAUAUUUAUAUAUAUCUUCAAGUGUUGUCUCCUCCGUCGAGUAGGAGUUAUCUGGCCAAUUUUAUUUUUUACUUUCGGUUUUUAAGAUGAUUAUGCGAUGUUUCGUCACAACUAUUAAAGACACAAAGUUUACGGAUGAAAAAAGUAAAAUUACUUACUGAUAGCCUAAAUGGAGUGACUAGACUCACGGAGAAGAACAAAACAUAAGUUUACUGUUGUGAAAUAUAUCAAAUUUAGUUAGCUGAACCGUAUUUAUUGCACUUGAUUUUACAGUCGUCCGAGCGAUAAUGGAAGGCGUGUUGGGUUGGAUAAACUUGAGCAAGUUCCAGCAAUUCAAAUACACCAACCGAAUACGCCCGAUUAAUUGUUAUUCGGAAAUAUCUUUGGGAUAUGCAAAUGAUAAAACGAAUGUACCUUUGUUACGCUCGUAAUCAAAGCGAUGGAGAAGCAGUAGAGAUUUAUCCCGGCACUAUUGCAAUAAGUAUCAUCUACAUUAUAUUGAAACCAAGACUGGAAACGAAAAAAAAGUCAAAGUAAACAAAUUAACUUAAAACGGAUCGCUUGUUUUAAUGAUUAUAUUUUUAUGUUAAUGUUUUCUACAUUCCAAAGUUAUCGUUAUUAUUCUUAUUCUUCUUCUUUUCGAAAUUGGAACUGAUUAUUUGGGAUUUGUUUCCUUUCGUUUUGUCGUUCCGAUUCGCUUUCAAUUACAUCAAAACCGAGAUUCAUUUCCAAACACGGGGGAUAUUACACAUCAUUAGCUAGAGUUGUUUAUAUAAAAAAAAAAUGUUUGUCCAUAGAUGAAACGAAAUUCGUUGAAGAAUGAAAACGCCAAAUAGAAGGUGUGCUCCAGUUAUCUUUGAUCAUAGGCCAACAACAACCAAAAAAACAAUAUCAAUUUGUCGACAUUUGAUGAUUAGUCACAAAUCAAUCCAACCGAGUGGGAUCUCGUUUUAUCACCUACCAUAGUCACCAACCAAACGAAACUCCAAGCCAACCAGUUAGUUAAUGUUGUGUAACAGAAGCAUGAACAAGAAAAGGUAAACCAUGUUGCAAGACGAGAAACAAUGGUAGUGGAUAGGUUACAAGCGCACGAUAGAACAAGUAAUAAGUUGUUCCCCCAUCUGGCUAUCAGAACACGAAUAAUCGGAAGCAAAUGAAAACAAAACGAACUCAAACUACAAGCAAAUAAAAAAUGAAAGUCUAAAGCAAAACAAAUGUAAAAAUAGAAGACGAUUAAAUCAUUGCAUUAUAUACAUAUGUGUGUGUAAAGUUCAAUAAGUGAAGCAAACAAAAAAAACAAACAUAGAGAAUCAUGGAAAAGCAAAGCAAACGGCAGAAUAAAUCAUUAUGUAAAGAUAUUAUAUUUACAUAAUAUA
Molecule: messenger RNA, 2456 nt
Organism: Toxorhynchites rutilus septentrionalis
Lineage: Eukaryota; Metazoa; Arthropoda; Insecta; Diptera; Culicidae
Gene: fwe
Product: calcium channel flower
Exons: 5
Coding region: 332-970 (212 amino acids)
Biological process (GO): vesicle-mediated transport
Cellular component (GO): membrane
Source: RefSeq, a predicted model, not a curated record